AAUGAUCGAUGUUAAAUCCUUACUCGCUUCAAGGGAAGAAUAUGUUUCCUCUCUCAGGUGAGACCUCCCCUCUAUCACAAGAAGAGUUAUGUCAGCUAGCCCUAAGAGAAACAGGGUGUGCAUCACAAGAGGCCCACAGGUGCAGAACCUGAUAAAAAAUAAUGACAAGAAGAUUGUUUAUAAGUAUCAGAACUUUGCAGUGCGAAGUAAUGAAUUCAUAAAUAAGCCUGUAACACUAAAUCAGAGAAUCAAAAUGAGAAAGGAAAUGAAAGACUACCUCAAAAUUUCAUGGAAAGUUCAUAAUAAACUUAGAUGAUUCAGUCCAGGUAAAUUAAGCUCAAACAGACUUCUUGCUCAAAAAUUCAUCAAACACACCCCAAAACCUCAAAGAAUCCAUCUACCAACCCACACCCCUUACAAUAAUUCUUAACUAACUUCCAUCUCUAAA
This is a messenger RNA of Moneuplotes crassus, 448 nucleotides long. Lineage: Eukaryota; Ciliophora; Spirotrichea; Euplotida; Euplotidae. The record is from the annotation of a GenBank genome assembly.